AUAUCACUAAAUGUUUGGCUACUGCUGAAAGCUCAGAGAAAGCAUAUAUAUAAGAGAGAAAUAGGGAUCCGGUAACCUCACUUUUUUAAUUAUUGUCUUAUAAGUUACAAAGUCAUGUCCGAAGUAAAACAGGUCCUUUUUGUGUGUUUAGGUAACAUAUGCAGAUCACCAAUAGCCGAAGCGGUGUUUCUACAUGUCGUCAAAGAGCGAGGUCUCGAUCACAAAUGGACCGCCGACAGUGCGGCAACCGGACCUUGGCAUAUAGGAAGGAUGCCGGAGAAGAGGGCGAGAAACACUUUGCAAAAGCACUCGAUCGAAUACAACGGACGUGCUCGACAGCUUCAACGCGACGAUUACAAUAGGUUUGAUUAUAUUUUCGGCAUGGACGAAUCGAACAUGAUGGACAUAAAUGCGGACGCUCCUUCGAAUUGCAAGGCGAAAAUUCUGAUGUUGGGUGAUUUCGAUCCAGAAGGCGAUACCAUCAUUCGUGACCCUUACUAUGAUUCUGGAUCGGAGGGUUUCGAAAAGUGUUUUGUUCAAUGUUUAAGAUGUUGCAAUGCGUUCCUUGAUAAACACUAAUUGUUAUGUAAUAUUUUUCAUUAAACUUGCCUGACAAAUACUCUAAUGGCCUUCGAUUGAACUUGGAAAUCGAGAAAACGAGGUGUAUACAGGGUCAAAUAUAGGUUAGUUUAGUUUAUUUUUAAGUGCAAACUGUUCUAAAUCGUCCCAGAAUUUUAUGUUUUUCCUGUAAUUUUGUUUAAAUAGUUGCCAUAAUCCUUCCAUAGUGUACGUACCUACAGUUUUCCCACUUUUAUGUAGUUUUAAACUACUUAUUCCCAUUCAGAUUUUGUAAUAGUCUUUUCAUAAUUUGUACCUGUUCCGAUGGAAUAAAUUUGAUAUUAGUACAUAA
Photinus pyralis (common eastern firefly) is the source of this 910-nucleotide messenger RNA. Its product is annotated as low molecular weight phosphotyrosine protein phosphatase-like. NCBI's taxonomy places the organism in Eukaryota, Metazoa, Arthropoda, Insecta, Coleoptera, Lampyridae. Gene Ontology annotation, biological process: protein dephosphorylation. The record is from RefSeq and is a predicted model, not a curated record. Gene Ontology annotation, cellular component: cytoplasm. Gene Ontology annotation, molecular function: acid phosphatase activity; non-membrane spanning protein tyrosine phosphatase activity. The transcript is spliced from 4 exons. The coding region runs from base 115 to 579 and encodes 154 amino acids.